This is a messenger RNA of Penicillium brasilianum, 1028 nucleotides long. The record is from the annotation of a GenBank genome assembly. Lineage: Eukaryota; Fungi; Ascomycota; Eurotiomycetes; Eurotiales; Aspergillaceae.
GUGCAAGCACUCGUCCCUAGUCAUUUGAUCGGACUUUACCAAGAUGCCGAUGGAUACAAACUCGCCAAGACGCCCGUCACCCUGAGCGAUUUACGCGUUUUUCUAGUUUCUAUGUAUCGAUGCCGAUCACGCCCAGCUAUCACAUUUGCUUGCAUAUAUUGCACCUCGUUCAUCAGGGAUAUUGGUCAUGAAUCGAAUCGCCCGAACAACCUGUGUUGGGCAAAUCACAUUUGCCACUCUCCGUGGUCCUCUUGGACAUCGAUCCUUUGCCAGCUCCUUUACAGCCCGAGCCUGCCAAUUAAAGCAAUCGAGCAAAUCUAAGUGCCAGAACACAAAAUCGUCUCCUCCGGAAAGCUCUCGUUCAACAUUUUCCCGAGCGUUCUGGGCAUGUCGUUCAACCUGGGGGAGGGCAGGCAUCAACACUCUACGCUGUCUGAUUGGCUGCACAGUCGGUGAUUUCUCCGCACUAUGGACACUCCAGUCUUAUUAUCCUGAACUCGGCAUGAACACUAUUAUGCUAGUAUCAAUGGCUUCUGGUAUCACAACAUCCAUCAUUCUCGAGACGGUCCUACUCCGCCGUGGUGCCGAUCAGCUUUCAUGGACUAUGGCCGUCCGAACUGCGAUGGGCAUGAGCAUGGUCUCCAUGGUAGCUAUGGAAAUUGCCGAGAAUGCAGUCGACUACCAUUUGACCGGUGGAGUCGUUGCAUUCGAGGACCCGAAGUUCUGGGCAGCAGCAAUGUUGUCGAUAGGGGCUGGGUAUUUAGCUCCGUUGCCAUACAAUUACCUGCGUUUACGAAAGUAUGGAAAGGCUUGUCAUUGAAAUGCGGAAAGAAUUGGUGGAAGGUUCAUAAGUAUGUAUAUUACUAGAAGGGGAUGAAAAGAAUCGUGUGGUAACUAGACCGAAGCUUUGGUCGGAAGCUUACGCUUCUCGUGUGAAGACAGCAAGAAUGCAUUACAGGAUGAUAAGUUGGUAAAUUUACUCUCAGAUUCGAGUUGUUAACUUUCUGCAAACUAUGAAAUAAGAAAUU